Amphibalanus amphitrite is the source of this 3495-nucleotide messenger RNA. RefSeq names its product rab GTPase-binding effector protein 2-like. The coding region runs from base 325 to 2685 and encodes 786 amino acids. The record is from RefSeq and is a predicted model, not a curated record. Gene Ontology annotation, biological process: endocytosis. Lineage: Eukaryota; Metazoa; Arthropoda; Thecostraca; Balanomorpha; Balanidae. The transcript has 15 exons. Gene Ontology annotation, cellular component: intracellular membrane-bounded organelle. Gene Ontology annotation, molecular function: metal ion binding; growth factor activity; GTPase activator activity.
AACUGUGAAGUUGGACGCUUGAGCCUGACGGCUACACGCCACAAAGAAUAAGAAGGGACAGUAAUAUAAAUAAUGCCCUCUGUGAUGCUGAUGCCAUUGUAGCCCUCAGAAGAAGACCUCAACAAACAUUGGCCUUGGCUAUGCCUCGGGUAAUGAAGAUUGUUUCGGUCUUCACUGUUGGCUAAGGAGCAGAGAGAGAUUUUCAGAGCACUUCAACUCAAAUAUUAACAUCACUGGAGGUGCCUAUUCAAUUUGAAUUCAAGUUAUAUUAACUUUGAAAGAAGGCACACACAGGGCAAGGCAAGAACAAAAGUCUGUCCAUAAAUGGAUGCUGAACAAGCAGAGUCGGCCGGCGGUGACGACGUUGCCGCCGAGCUGGAGAAACAGCGCAAAGCCAUGGAGGACGACUUCGGAAAACGAAGGGCCAAGUUCAAGGAGAUGUUUCUGCAAAAGGAAGAGGAGCUGAAGCGCGAGCAGCAGCGGGUGACCGAGCUGCAGAGUCUGCUGGACGACUCGCGCACCCAGCUGGCCGUGGCCGAGGUCACCUUCGAGAACCAGCUGGACGUGGAGCGCAGGAAGCACGCCGAGGAGAUCGCCUCCAUCCAGCACCUGGAGAAAGAGCAGGCCAGCUCGUCUCUGGAGGACCACGCGGCGCGCUACCAGACCGAGAUCCGCCAGCUGCGGGCCCAGCUGCGCGCCCUCCAGCAGCAGCAGCAGCAGCAGUCGGCCGAGGAGCCGGCCAGCUUCGGGCCGCACGUGCUGACGGCCGUCACCAAGCAGCUGGCCAAGAAGAUCACGCUGGGCGGCGCGGUGACGUCGGCGAGCGGGGGCGGCGCGCCUGCCUCGCCGCACGGCAGCCAGGACAACCUCGACCAGAGCAUGAAACGGGCUCAGGAGGACACGGAGAUGAUGCGCUCGCUAGUGAUCCCGCUGGAGGAGGAGAUUCAGGCGCUGAAGCAGAAGCUGCGAGCCACCGACGCCCAGCUGCAGGUGCAGCUGACAGCCCGCCAGCAGCUGCUGCGCGCCGACCAGCUGCUGGGACAGCUGCGACAGGCCGGCCAGCUGCCCGAGCUGGCCGAGCAGCUGCGCGCCCAGCUGCCGGAGGAGGCCGACGGACCGCCGCCGGCUGAGCUGGUGCCGCACAUGCUGCUGUACAUCUCCGUUCUUGAGUCGCAGAACCUGGCCGUGGGCGAGGACCUCAAAUACGCCAAACAGGUGCAGUCCGACCUGCGGUCCCAGCUGGAGCGGGAGCGUCAGGCCGGUCGCCAGGCCGCCGAGCAGCUGGAGGAGACGCAGCGCCAGCGGCCGCGGCGUGCCGACGGAUCGGCGCCGUCCGUAUCACCGAGCGCCAGCCAGCGCAGCCUGGACCCCGACCGGGCGCAGGCGGACCCGGAGCCGGUCGGCCGGCCGGGCAGCUCGCUGUCGCUGGACGCCCUGGCCGCCGACUCCGGCUCGGUGAGCAGCCUGCGGCUGGCGGCGGACGCGGCGGCCGGCCGCGGCGGCUGCGAGCGCUGCGCCAGCUCCGAGUCGCAGCUGCAGCAGCUGCAGGCCGAGCUGAAGGCCGCCGAGAAGCGGCGCUCCGAGCUCAGCCGCGCCCUGGAGCGCCACCAGCAGGACCUGAGCCGAGAGGGCCGCUACCGCAAACAGACCGAGCAGCAGUGGCAGACGCUGGCCGAACAGAGCCAGAAACAGAUCGGUGAGCUGCACAAGACUGUGGAGGCCGGGGAGAAGCGCUACCACGAGCUGGAGCAGCGGUACCGGCGCUUUGUCUCCGAGAUACAGGACAAGCUGCGGAGACUGACCGCCGACCGGCACCUGGUCCAGCAGGAGCUCAACAGGUUACAAUCGGAGAACGACACCCUAAUGGGCAAGUAUAGCGCCUGCUCCGGGGAGUUGCAGAACGAGUUCAUCAACCUGCCCGACCGGGUCGAGGACCUUCACGAGAUGCUGCUCAAGUACAAGGAGGACCUGAUUUCGGCCAAGAUCGCGCGUGAGCACGUCGAGGAGACGCUGCGGAACCAGCUGGCCUUUAUGAAGAACGAGCAGGAGGCGCUACAACACGAGAAGGACGCCAUCAACGACGAGCUGGUGGCAGAGGUCAACAAACUCCGUGAGGAGGUGCUGCUCAUGGAGAGCGUCAGCACGGAGCUGCGCGCCGAACAGUCGCGCCGCCAGGAGGCCGACGGCCAGCUGAGCGCACUGCGCGACCAGCUCAGUCAGCAGACGGCCAAAAACAAACAGAUGGUGGCCGCCCUGCAGACCCAGCUCCAGGAGCAGGGCACCGCCAAGUCGUCGCUGCAAGAGGAGGUGUCGCGGCUCAAGACCAAGGUGGCCACGCUGCAGCUAGACCUGGACAACUCUGAGGCUGUCCAGCGCGACUUCGUCAAGCUGUCCCAGUCCCUUCAGAUGGAGCUGGAGCGGAUCAGACAGUCGGACACGGAGGUUCGCUGGCAGCAUGAGGAUGACGUGGAUGCCUGCAGUCGCUGUCACGUCGCCUUCUCCCUCAGCAAACGCAAGCACCACUGCCGGCACUGCGGUAAGAUCUACUGCGCCGACUGCGUGAACCGCACCGUGCCGAGCGGCCCGAGCGGCACCAUGGCGCGCGUCUGUGAGGUGUGCCACACGCUGCUCAACAGAGACUCGGCCCCCUACUUCAGCAGCGAGGCGCCGGCCGGAGCCGAAUGAACGACAGUCGAGCUCGCCAGCCACACUGCCAGGACUCAUUGUGCAGUAGACUCCGCCUGGCCGGGACGGACUGUGCAGUCUCACACCUGCUUCUGUCUGGGAUGAAAUGUACAGUCUGAGUGUCCUCUCAGACACCUGCUAGCCGAACCGAUUAAACCGGGACAAACCGCUGCAGUAGACACCUCCUGGCUAGAUCGACCGGGCCGGGACGACUGUACAGUCUCGCACAUGCCUGGCCGGGCCGGGGCGAUUGGCAAACUGUGCAGCAGGCACCCCUGGCCGGGCCGGCCGGCCCCGAUCGCUGGGUGAGUGAGCACAGCUGUUCAGGUCGUGUUCCGUGGCGCAGUGAGAUUGACUCGAUAUUCCUGCUGUCUUAUUGCCGGGAGAUUCCCCGCAGUCUCGGACGUGCCGCCCGAUCUGUGGGACGUGAUUUAUGUGACUCACGGGGACCGAGCAGCUUUAGUUAUAUGUUACCGCUGUGGGUCCUCGGAUAGUCAUCGUGAUGUACUAAUCGUUUGUGGGUAAACUGUCAGUGUUCAGGCGGGCUUUACCUUAUUCCGCCGGUUGUAUCGAGCUUUACAGCAGAUCGAGAAUGACUGAGCGAUGUGAUAUGGCCCGUGGAGUGCGCCGCGGGCCGAUCUUCAUUCCCGCGCCGCCGCCGAGUCCUUUGUCCCACUGCUAGUCCCUGGAUCGCAGCUAUCGGGCGCCGCGUGCUGCAGCGCCUGUAUACCGGGCAAACAGCGCAACAGGCGUAAUAUAUUUAUUCAGGGUGGUUCCGACACGCGUGCCGGAAUAAAUAUACAAACUGGA